Zea mays is the source of this 4151-nucleotide messenger RNA. RefSeq names its product cyclic nucleotide-gated ion channel 2. The record is from RefSeq and is a predicted model, not a curated record. Gene Ontology annotation, cellular component: membrane. Gene Ontology annotation, biological process: transmembrane transport; monoatomic ion transport. The coding region runs from base 137 to 2131 and encodes 664 amino acids. Gene Ontology annotation, molecular function: monoatomic ion channel activity. The transcript is spliced from 8 exons. Lineage: Eukaryota; Viridiplantae; Streptophyta; Magnoliopsida; Poales; Poaceae.
CGUCGAGUCCUGCGGAUGCCGUCUCCUCUGCUCCAACACCCACAUGCCACGGCCUCACCACCUGGUCAGGCCACGCGUAGCCGUCGGCACUACUCGAGUCGGUAGUCGGUAGCAGCAUCCGCUCCAUCGAUCGGCCAUGCCAGUGCCAGCCGAGCUCUCGCCGCCGUCCCCUCACGGCGCGCCGCGGACCAGAGCCGGCGAGCAGGACGACAGCACGCUUCCUCCGACGGCGGCCGCCACCGCCACGGCCACGCGGGGCGGCACUGGCAGGAAGCGCCGGCGCGGGGCGCGGGACCCGCGCGCCAGCUGGGCCUGGGAGACGGAGUGGGACCGCGCGUACCUGCUCGCCUGCGCGGCGGGGCUCCUGGUGGACCCGCUCUUCCUGUACGCCGUCGCCGUCAGCGCGCCGCUCAUGUGCGUCUUCCUCGACGCCUGGUUCGCGGCCGCGGUCACCGCGCUCCGGUGCGCGGUGGACGCCAUGCACGCAUCCAACCUGCUGCUGCGGCUCCGAGGGGCGUGCUCGCCGAGGCGGGAAGACACGGACGAGGAGGAGGCGCAGCCGGGGCGCGACGGCGGCGUGCCGGGACGGGGGACGAGGUCCAAGGAGGGGGUUUUCUUGGACGUGCUGGUCAUCCUACCGGUGAUGCAGGUGGUCGUCUGGGUGGCGACGCCGGCGAUGAUACGCGCCGGGUCGACGACCGACGUCAUGAUCGUGCUGCUGACGGCGUUCCUGCUGGAGUACCUGCCCAAGAUCUACCACGCCGUCCGCGUCCUGCGCCGGAUGCAGGGCGUCUCCGGCUACCUCUUCGGCACCAUCUGGUGGGGGAUCGCGCUCAACCUCAUGGCCUACUUCGUCGCCGCUCACGCGGUGGGCGCGUGCUGGUACCUGCUCGGCGCGCAGCGGGCCACCAAGUGCCUCAGGGAGCAGUGCGCCCAGGCCGGGAGCGGGUGCGCGCCCUGGGCGCUGGCGUGCGCGGAGCCGCUCUACUACGGCGCCACCGCCAGCAGCGUGGGGGCGGCCAGGCUCGCCUGGGCCGGCAACGCCACGGCCAGGGGCACGUGCCUCGACAGCGCCGACAACUACCAGUACGGGGCCUACCAGUGGACUGUCAUGCUGGUGGCCAACCCCAGCAGGGUCGAGAGGGUUCUGCUCCCCAUCUUCUGGGGGCUAAUGACUCUCAGCACCUUUGGGAAUCUGGAGAGCACGACGGAGUGGCUGGAGAUCGUGUUCAACAUCGUCACCAUCACCGGCGGGCUGAUUCUCGUGACGAUGCUCAUAGGGAACAUCAAGCAGGUGUUCCUGAACGCGACGACGUCGAAGAAGCAGGCGAUGCACACGCGGCUGCGCAGCGUGGAGCUGUGGAUGAAGCGCAAGGACCUGCCCAGGAGCUACCGGCACCGGGUGCGCCAGUACGAGCGGCAGCGGUGGGCGGCCACGCGCGGCGUCGACGAGUGCCGCAUCGUCCGUGACCUUCCGGAGGGGCUCCGCCGGGACAUCAAGUACCACCUCUGCCUCGGCCUCGUGCGCCAGGUGCCGCUGUUCCAACACAUGGACGACCUGGUGCUCGAGAACAUCUGCGACAGGGUCAAGUCCCUCAUUUUCCCCAAAGGAGAAGUUAUUGUCAGAGAAGGGGACCCAGUGAAGAGGAUGCUGUUCAUCGUGCGUGGCCACCUGCAGAGCAGCCAGGUGCUCCGCAACGGCGCCGAGAGCUGCUGCAUGCUGGGGCCGGGCAACUUCAGCGGCGACGAGCUCCUGUCGUGGUGCCUGCGCCGGCCGUUCCUGGAGCGGCUGCCGGGGUCGUCUUCCACGCUGGCCACGCUGGAGAGCACGGAGGCCUUCGGGCUGGACGCCGCGGACGUCAAGUACGUCACGCAGCACUUCCGGUACACCUUCACCAACGACAAGGUGCGGCGCAGCGCGCGCUACUACUCGCCCGGGUGGCGCACGUGGGCGGCCGUGGCGGUGCAGCUCGCGUGGCGCCGCUACAAGCACCGCAAGACGCUCGCGUCGCUGUCGUUCAUCCGCCCGCGCCGCCCGCUCUCGCGGUGCUCGUCGCUCGGCGAGGAGAAGCUACGCCUCUAUACCGCGCUGCUCACGUCGCCCAAGCCCAACCAGGACGACCUGCUGUGACUGAGAUGCAUGCCUGCAGUCUGAACAACGCGCGUCUGUUCAGCGGAGUUGAAGCAAAAUGCAGCGAGAUGGAAGAAGCUGGUUCUCUAUAGUAAAAGUGCAUGUCAGAAAGAACUUGUUGGGCCGUGUCCCUCCGUGUAUGUAGAGCCCAAGAGACAUGUAUAUUUAUGUGUACUGUAUCAGCUGCAAUAGAGAGGGUUCUAGAGACUUCAAAACCCUACCUCAACAUGAUAUCAGAGCCAAAGCGCGGCGGCGUGCUACUGUAGCAGCGACGACCUACGCGGAGCAGGCGUGGCCGACGGCGAGCUUCAGACUGUGCAGGACGCGAGUAGAGCGGUCUGCCGUGCUGAAGGAAGGAGGAGGUGAAGGUGGGGCGGCAAGCGCAGCAAGAAGCAGGCGGGGAAGACAGAUAUCUGGCACCGCGUGGAGCUUGGAGGCACCACCAGCUUGGACGCAGCUGCCUUCGCCGGCGCUGGCAUCGACUAGAAGGAGACGUAGGCCAGCUCUUGCUCUGGAAGAAGGCUACCGCCGUCGAGGGCCAGCUCGACCCGGCAGCUGCUGCCAUCAACUUGCUCUGCUCCAACUCCAAGAAGACUGCUGUCGGCUUUGGGUUCUUACCCAUCGGAACACAAGAGAAUGGGAGAGAAUCAAGGGAUUGAGCAAGUUCUUGGUAAGUUGGUUGAAUUGUUGUCAGCAAGAAGGGACGAAGCUCCAUCUUCAAGUAAGGAAAAUAUUGUCCAUAUAGAACCAGUUCAGAAGCUAGAGCUGAUGCCAAAUGAGGUUAAACUGGAGGGGGUAAAGAAUUAUUUAGCUUGGUCUAGGAGAGCCUUGCGAUUAUUGAAAGCAAAAAGACUCGAGGGCUAUGUUGAUGGAACUGUCGUUGAGCCCAAAGACAAGCCAAGUGCUGAAUGGAAGGAUUGGGAUGCUAUAAACUCUUUGGUAGCAGCAUGGAUGUUAAGUUCUAUGAUCCCAGCAAUUGCUAGCACUGUUGAUACAAUUAUAAGUGCUGCAGAAAUGUGGAAAGCGCUUGAAGAAAUGUAUUCGGGAGCUGGAAAUGUUAUGUUGAUGGUGGAGACUGAAGAUCGCCUCCAUAAUAUCAAACAGGGGGAGCGAACUGUGGCGGAGUAUGUUCAGGAAUUACAGUGUUUGUGGGCUGAUGUUGACCAUUAUGAUCCUAUUGAGCUACCACACUCAGAGUGUGUUGUUUGGGCAAAGAAAUGGGUGGAAAUAAGACGUGUGCUUCAAUUUUUAAGGGGUCUAAACCCAGAGUUUGAGGGAAGACGAGCCUCCAUGUUUCAUCAAUCCACUCUUCCUAGCCUACAAGAGGCAAUAGCUGCUAUAUCCCAGGAGGAGUCACGACUCAAAGUGAUGAGGGAAAGUCCUCCAGUGUCAUCUCACCCUGUGUUUUCAGCUAUGAGAACUAAAGAUGCUAGAGAGUGUUACAAUUGUGGUGAUGUUGGACACAUUGCUCGUAAUUGUACUAAACCUUUCAAGUUUAACCGCGGGAGAGGAAGAGGGGCUGCUAGAGGUGGUAGAGGUCGUGGAGGUAGAAGUUGGGCAAGAGCUAAUGCAACAACUACAAAAGAAGACCUUGAGAUCUUUAUGGAGAAUGAAGCUGAAACAAAGUCGACUGAGCAACAUAAAAUUCCUGGAAAUAAAAAUCAGGAGUCCUACACUAGGGAUUUUGUCAACUUCGCCUACACAGAUGAAGGAGAGGAGAACAGGGAAAAGACUUGGGACAGCUACCAGGCGUAGUGGAUUAUGGUAUAUGGACCAUGAGGAGACAGAUGAUACAAGAUGCACUAUGUUGGCAACGAAGUUGGAAGAGAAGGAAGUUGUAGUGAUGCUUUUGCAUUGUAGAUUCGGGCAUCUCUCUUUUGAUAAGAUAUGCAAAGUUUUUCCCGAUGUAAUGUGUGGGGUGGACAAAAGCAAGCUAUUGUGUGAUGCCUGUGAGUUUGCAAAACACACGAGGACAUCUUAUAUAAGUCGAGGUAUCAGGAAUAUAUCUCCUUUUGUGCUA